AUGUACAUCGUGUUUCGAUAUCUUCUCAUCACAGGGGAUGCAGAGAUCCAGGUCUGGCCUGACCUACGCGAAGCCCACGACGCCACCUGCAACAAGGGCGUUGCGCGUGCAGAUUUAGCGGCAAAGUUUCCUCAUCUCGACUUGUCGGGGUGUCCAGAGCGCUGGGAUUUUCCGUCUCAUACCCCUGGUGAUGCGACGGUGCGUGCCGAGAGGGUUCGGCAGAGGGUGAGUGAGAUUGCCAAGGCGGGGAAAUACAAGGAUAUUGUGCUGGUAACGCAUCGGGGCUUUGCUGCGUUUAUGGUCCAGGGUGACAGGUUUAGUGUUUGUGGUGAGAAAACAUUCAUUAACUACUGUUGA
This is a messenger RNA of Fusarium graminearum PH-1, 357 nucleotides long. RefSeq lists its product as uncharacterized. The record is from RefSeq and is a predicted model, not a curated record. Lineage: Eukaryota; Fungi; Ascomycota; Sordariomycetes; Hypocreales; Nectriaceae. Bases 1 to 357 code for a protein of 118 amino acids. The transcript has a single exon.